AUAAGAAAAUAAUUAUAAAAACAAGAAAUAAAAUCAAACCGGUAAUAAAUUUUUAUUGGUUUGACAAAUUUAAUUCUUUUCAUAACUAAAAAAAAAGAAAAAAGAAAAAAGAAAAAAGCUUGGCUCAAAUUAAUUACUAAAAAUAGCCAACUCCUCCACUCCAUUGGAGCUGUCCUUUUACUUGUUUGCGGUAAUUUCCUCCCCGCGUCUCUUUCCCCUCCAUGGCGCAAUGCACUGCCCUCUCCCUCGUCUUUUCUCGCCCAUUCACCGCCACCUUUUCCUUCUCCUUGCCGCUCCGGAUCCCUCCGCCCCCCUCCCAUGGCGGAGCAGGCGGCGCCUCUCGAGCCCUGCAGGCCGCUUCCGCCCCCGCCCUGCGCCGACCACGAAACCUACGUCGUCCAAGUGCCCAAGGACCAAAUCUACCGCGUCCCCCCGCCCGAGAACGCCGCCCUCGCCGACCACUACCGCAACCAGAUCAAGCUCCGCCGCCAGAACCGCUGCCCCUGCUUCCACGUCCUCAGACGCCUCCUCCUCCCCGUCUUCCUCCCCCUCCUCCUCCUCACCGUCGCCGCCAUCAUCUUCUUCGCCUGCGUCAGACCCACCGCCCCCACCUUCUCCGUCGAGUCCCUCACCGUCAAGAAAACCUCAAAAUCAACAACAGAGUACGACUUCUCAGUGAGAGUCCUCAAUCCAAGUAACAGAGUCGGCUUGUCCUACGCCGCCGGCGGCCAUGCCGUCGCUUCCCACCACGGCGGCGGAGAGUUCGCCACCGGGUCGACGCUGGGGUUCUUCCAACCUCAGGGGAGCACGACCGACCUCAAAUUGGUCCUUCGCUCCGGCAAAAGCCUGAAAGCGACCAGUAAAGCUCUUUGGAUCAAGCUAACGGCCAAAUUUUCGGUGAACACGAAGAUCGGCGUGUUGCAGUUGUGGCGCAUGAGCUUGGACGUGAGCUGUGACAUGAAAGUUACAGGGAUUGAUAAGAAGGCACGUAUCUCCUCGCAGGAUUGUAACAGCAAGCUCCAUUCCUGAGGAAGGAAUUAAGAUCGAAAUUAAAAGAAGAAGAA
Messenger RNA from Zingiber officinale, 1064 nucleotides. RefSeq names its product NDR1/HIN1-like protein 13. Bases 319 to 1029 code for a protein of 236 amino acids. The transcript has a single exon. Gene Ontology annotation, cellular component: plasma membrane. The record is from RefSeq and is a predicted model, not a curated record. Lineage: Eukaryota; Viridiplantae; Streptophyta; Magnoliopsida; Zingiberales; Zingiberaceae.